CUCAAUUUGUCUCUUUUUUUGCUCACAACGAAACCUUUUAUCAAGCUACAACGUCAUUGUUUAGCGAGUUAUGUAAAAAAAACAGGCCAAAAAUUAGCUCUCACGUGAUACUUACCAUUCGGUUGAAUGGCCCCUUUAAAGGAAAAAAAAUAUUGGCGGUAAAGUUCACUUUUCUAAGUAUUUUUCUCCACUGGACGAAAAUGAGGGGUGUAGCGCGAAUUUGCUCCCCAAUAUUUUUCUUCAAAUGGGCCAUUCAAUGAAAAUAUGUGUCAUGUGACUCCAAAUUUUUGGCUAGAUUUUUUGACAUAACUCGCUAUAAAUUCCCGGUAUAGUUUGGAACAAUUUUUCAACUGUCAGUUUGUCAUAAUAAGUUGACCAUUAAGGUAGCUCAUCAAGACAAAAGUAGCACACAGUUUUUAAUCAUUUCACACAUUGUGGGAAUUCAUUUAAAAAUUUUAAACUGCAAAUUCGCAGAGUAAUUCGUUUCAUUCAAUUUUUUAAAAGAUUAAACACAGAUUAAGACAAAUUUAGUAGGAGGAGAUCUCAACCCCACAGAAAUUUACAAAACUCAUUAAACCAAACUCCAUUAAUGAACUAAAUUUGUCCUCCAAAAUUUUAAAAUAAGUCAACAGAGCAAGGAAAUGGUUAAAAUGUGUGUUUGUUAAUGAAUUCGGGACUGUGCAGAAAGCAUGUGAUCGAUUAUUUCGAUUUAUAAGCCGGGAGGGGCGAUAGGGAUCAGUGCAUCCUAUCCUUCCCAUGUUAAUGAUAACAUGGCGCGUAUUCCGGGGGGUAGGGUUAAAAAUUUGCCGAAAACUGAUCACAUGCUUUAUGCCCAGCCUCUUAUCGAGUUCUACGUUGAAAGUGCACAUGUUCGCCGCGAAGAAUGAGUAAAAUACUACAUUUAUUCGUGGUAUCUCUUUACCUGCCAUUAUGGCUGCUCGCUCCCUUCCUGCUUUUGGCCUUCGCUCCGAUUUACCUGGUCAGAAGUACGGUCAAAUUGUUGGCAUUCGUGUUUAAACCCGGCUUAAUUUCUAUGCUUGCCCCGUUGGACAGUAUGUUCGCGGCGGAUGGGAUGUACAUCUGCCCCAAAAAUACGGUCGUGGGUUGCGUGGUCCUUGACGGAAUUGCGGAUUCGGACAAAAUCCGGGAUAUGUUACGGACAAAUAUUUUGGAAGCCAGGUGUGAAAAAGACCCAGGAAAGUUGAUGUAUCCCGAACUGCGGAGAAAUAUUACGCACUGGUUGGGAUAUCCGUUCUGGACCGAGUGUGAGUUGCCACGUGGUGGAAUCAGCACCCAUGAAGAAGGACACCGCUCUUCUCGAUAUGGUGAACACGUGACUGGGAUUAAAUAGCAAUAUUCUACUCUUAUCAAUUAAAAUAAUUCACUGUACUACAUUUACCCGGCUUGCUGAUAAGAUAUUGCCAUCAUGGCAAGUUAUAAGUCUCCGCACAUGGUAAAAACAUGUGGUUUUACUAGCCAAUCACGUAAACUUAUUGUAAACGUGCUGCAUUUCAUAAAAACAAGUAAAAAACAACCUGAGCUGUUGGACGGGACCCCCACAGACGUCGCAGCUAGAGCACUUAAUAUUUCAAAAAAUACAUUCACAAAUAUUUCAAAAACCGGACUGACAUCACCCAAGAAAAGACCAGGUCGAACGCCAAAAUUAUAUUUUGACGAGUUUGACAAGAUAUCCAUUGCCAACAUUAUAAAGGAAUUCUACAGGAAUAAAAUUAAGUCUCGAUGAGCUGAAAAAAAUUAAAGCCCAGUUGGCAUUUCAACCCUACGAAAAAAACGCCCCCUUGUGGGAGCUCGUUGUGAUCAAGAGGAUAAAGGAUGGACCACUGCCCACUUCCGCAGUCUUGUUCCGGUUUCACCACGCCCUCGCUGAUGGGCACGCGGUGCUUUCACUUCUUCGGAAAAUGAUGAGUUUACCAAAUCCGAAAAUUUCGAAACAACUUGUUCCUGCCCAAGGCACAAGGAAGGGUUUUGAAGCGCUCAGAAUUUUAGGAGCGCCCUACGAUAUUAUUCAGCAUGGAAAGAAGUUUGUCAAUGAUGCUUGGUUUAUUAAAGAUAAGGAGGGUUGGACCCAGGUCGACUAUAACGCACACUAUUCCACCAUAGCUGCCCGAGUCCGCUUCCAUUCCAGUGAAUCAAUCCCAUUCAGCGUAAUUCGUCAGGUGGGAGGGGCUCACGGGGUGUCGGGAACUGCGGUGCUGCACUCGGCCAUGUUGGGGGCGGUGAGGAGGUCGUAUUUUCCGAAUGGGGAAGAAUCCAUUUCCCGCGUAACGGUGCAGACCCCACUCCUCCCCCUGUGGGGAAGGGGACGACGUCUCUUGGGAAAUAAUAUCACGUUUGGAACAUACUCGGCCCACGUGGGGGAACGUGACGUGGUAAAACGUCUCAUUGAAACGCACGAAGGUCUCGUCGCCAUGAAAAGAUCGGCCUGUCCGGUAGCGGUGUCUGUACACGCAUGCUCCCUGGGUUGCUUGCCUCGACCCGGGUUAAGGAGGUUUUUCAGGGGCAGGGAUCAAGAAGAAGAAAUUUUCGUCUACAACAUACCCACUCCGGAAGAAGUUGAUAAUUUUUGCGGGUAUAAAAUGAAAGAGGUCGACAUGACGGUGGGAUCGUAUGCGGGGAAUGCAGGUCUCGCGAUUAGUUUUAUCACCGCUGGAGGCAACUUGAGAAUUGGCGUGCUCGGUGAUGAAAACGUUCUCUAUGGGAUGGAUCGGGAAAAAGAGAUGAUUCAAAAUUUUAUGGAGGAGUUAGAAGCGCUAAAGAAUGCGAUGCCAUUAUCAUUGCCAAACAUACUCAUCAAAUGAAUAAUAGUACUAAUUCCAUAGGAAAAUUUAUUGUGUAUGUAGAAUAGUGUACAUUUAGGCGAAGGUAGAUAGGAACCAAUAAAUAAAUAAAUCUUUGCAAAACCUGUA
Folsomia candida is the source of this 2927-nucleotide messenger RNA. RefSeq lists its product as uncharacterized. NCBI's taxonomy places the organism in Eukaryota, Metazoa, Arthropoda, Collembola, Entomobryomorpha, Isotomidae. The transcript is spliced from 8 exons. The record is from RefSeq and is a predicted model, not a curated record. The coding region runs from base 1920 to 2819 and encodes 299 amino acids.